CGGGAGGAGGAGGCUGGAGGAGGAGGCUGGAGAGGCUGGAGGAGAAUUCCUGAACACGUAGGAGCCUCCGCGCGGCGCAGGGGCGCAGCGGAUGACUGCUCGGCUGCUCGACGAGCCACACAGUUGUCUGGCCGCGCGUCAAACUCCGGGCGACGCGCUCCACUCGUCGGAGGUUUUUUUUUUCCCCACUCACAUUUUUUUCUCCCUCCUCCUUCUUCUUGCGAACAAGGAAAACGACACGAAGUCCUUCUUUUCUCUCCGGACCGGCUGUUCACGCGACGCCACUCGUUUUUACCACAGAGGAGAACAUGCACGAAUCUGAGGGACAAAGUUCAGAACUUUAAUCAGGAAAUGUUUUGGACGCGCGCGUAAAAGCCGGUUUCAUGCGCGAUCUGCGCGAUCCAACGAUCUGGAUUCACUUUUCCACAACGGAAAUGAGAUCAGACCCAUCGGCUGGCCCCUCUGACUCCGUUUGACUUCUGGCUACAAGCGGCGUUUUCUUGAUGGGAAGAUGUUUGCUGGACUGAUGGGGCUGGAAGGUCCCAGCAACUCUCUGCUUCACCACUGGGACGUCGCGGAAGGUGGCAGAGCAUCAGGGGCAGCUGGCAGCUCCGGUCGCAAGAGGCUCCACCGAAGACCGGGGUAUAUGAGGGGAGAGCAGUCCAGACUACAGAGCACUACCUAUGGACAGGAGGAGCCGGAGGAGGAGGACGAGGAGGAAGAGGAGGAGGAGGAAGUAGUAAGGACCACUUGCAUGAGGAACGGAAUAUCUGGACAUCACAAUGAACUCACUGAAGCAACCAGCACUCAUCGGAUGAGUCUUACACCUGCUGACAAAAUGUCCUUAAUGAGUCAGCUACAGCCUGAUAGACUCACACGUAGCUCCGGGGAGAGUAAGAGCGUUAUCUGCUCUGUCAGCCAUCCUCUCCCUCGCCUGGACUGCAGUGCCGGUACUGGUACAUCCAGCCAUCAGGGACCGGCCUCACUGCCACAGAGGGAUCCCAGGUUAAGCCCAGGUUCGGCACCACGGUCCACACAGCAGGACUGCUUUAACUCCAGCUUCAGUUUCAUCCAAAAGUCGCUCGACUCCAGCCAGAGAACAGGCACAACCACUGCCACACCAGCCCGGGAACCAGAACCACUAAACCAGUCAACUAGAGCACCUAGUUCACCUCAACCAAAACCAAAAACCUUCCCCGCUGAUGUCUCCAAGCAUCCCACUCCUGUCCAAUCCCAGCCCUCCUCCGAGCUGUCACUCGCCGGGAGGUUUUGGCGGGAAUGUCUAUGGGGUGGCAGGGGGGUCACGCCCGACCUGCCCGACUGCGACUCCCCACCUCUGGACAUGGAGAUCACCUCCUCACUGUCUCUGGACUCAGACACGGCCUCCGCCUCCUCGGUCACCUCAGGCUAUGAGAGUGCCACGCCUGCGUCUGACCACGGCUGGGACAACCUGGUGAAGAAGUACGACGUCGUGCUGCAGGACUGCCUCCAAAACAACCGCACUCACACCAAGAUUGAGUCCAUGAUGUUGCAGCUGCAGAGGCUCCAGCAGAAGGCCAUUUUGGAUGAUGACUAUGACGCAGCCGAACGUUUUGGGAAAAAGCUGGAGGAGUUGUGCAGGGAGCGAGGCGCUCUGCAGCUGGGUUUGCCCUCCCGCCGGCCCAGCGUGGCUCAGUUCCUUGAUCGGCUCAGACAUGUGGUGCACAGCGCCCUCCAGAGGGCAGAUUGCAGCCAGAGCAGGGAGGGUGCAGAGCCUGACGGAGGGGAGCGGUCCGACUCAUUGCAGGGUCCACUGCAUCAAAGAGACCGCCUCGUCCGGGAGAAACGGACGGUGGAGGGGGAGAUAGCCGAGCUGCAGCAGAGGCUGGCGGAGCUGAAGGGCCGCAGUCGAUGUCUGGAGCAGCAGAUCCAGCAGGAGGAGCAGCAGCUGGAGGCUGAGGAGCUGGAGGGCUCCGUGAUGAGGAGCUGCACCGUGGCCCAGCUCCGUGACGUGAGCCGAACCCUGCAGGAACUCGUCACCUCCGAACACCGCAUGCAGAUUUCCGUGUCUCUGCCACCUUCCAUGCUCAGGCUCCAGGAGCAGGAGCAGGCAUUGAAUCUGUCCAUCAAGGAAGCCACUGCUAAAGUGGUCAUGAGUCAGAGGCUGGGAAGCAGCCUGAGGAGGAAAGUCAGUGAGACUGAAACGCAGCUUUUGGCACUGCAUGAAGCCAAACUGGCGGCCAUCUCAGGUAACGACUUCAGCAGUGCCAAGGAGCUGAAGGCUGAGAUGAGGGCGGUGUACCAGGAGCAGGGCCGGCUGGAGGCCCUGGCCAAGAGGCUGCACAGCCUCAGCUCGGGGAGCAGCGAGGAGCUGGCGAGGAUGAAGGAGCAGCGGCAGCAGCUCAGGCAGGAGCUGGAGCAGAGGGAGGCCCUGCACGAGAGCCGACUGAAAGAGAACACCACCAAGUAUAUUGAGCUGUUGGAGGACAGGCUGCACAGUUGCAUCUGUCCCGGCCUGGAGCGGAUCUGGGAAGCCGACCUGGAAGCGUGUCACCUGUUCUUGCGAGGCCUCCAGUUGCGGACUCCCAGCUGCGGGGGGGCAGACGGCGAAGACCCCCCCGCUGCAGCUGUUUAUCGUCCAGCCCAGCCGUGCACCAAAGAAGAAGAAGAUUGCGCCAUGCUGACUGCUUUAGGAGGGCGCUGGUGUCCUGAGGCCAACUUACAGAAUUCAGAGUUCACUAAGAAACUGGAGGAGUUUUUGUUCUGCAUGGAGGAUAAUCACGCAGAGGACGGGUGCAGUGAGGCUGCAGACCUGACAGAGCGCUGCGAGAUGAUCAGUGACAGACUAAUGACCUUGGAAGAUGAAUUGCAGACGGCAAUACUAAACAGGGAUCAGGCCAUCACCCAGUCCUUAGAGAACGAGGUUCAGGAAGUAAAAGCCACUCUGCAGACCAUGCUCAGGCAGCUCAAAGAGGAGGAAGAGGAAGGGACUGAGUUAAUAGAGGAUGGCCUCAUGAAAAAUGGGAUUGAGGAGGAGGAAGAAGAAGAGGAGGAAGAGGAUGAAGAGGAGGAGGACCAGUACUUCAGUGACAGCUGGGACAUUUGAAAUGGAUGCCUGUGGUGUUUAAUGACCACUCGCACACAGACCGGCUCUUUGAGACCCUGACCCCGGCUUUGCAGUCGAAGUGACCCCAUAUCCAUUUACUAUGAGUCCUCACGCAAACAACCAGCCUCUGUGGUACUGCCGAAAGUUUCCAGUACAAAGUCUGUGUAACAUUUUAUCCACAAAUGGAAAAACAUAUGAAGGAUUUUCAUUUCAAUGCUUUUUAUAUCAAUUUUAAUGCACAUUUUAGAAGUUCCUCAAAUCUUGCCAGCGUUAAUUUAAAACAGGUAAAGAGAGCACGGGUUUUCGUGUCAUGUCGUCCUAGUGCUGAACAAUUAGUUUAUUUUUCUCCUUCUUCAGCUUUUCAAUCAAUUUUUGGUCAUUAUUUGAGUUUUUGCUGAAACACAGCAACUUGUGGACACAAGUAGACACAAGUAGAAGUUAAUGAAUUAUGUAAAAAAAAAAAAAGUAGUUCACAAAGAGAAAAUCCAUACAGUCAGUGAACUGACUGACCCAUAUCUACCACUACAGUGUUUGCUAAUAUUAGAUUACAUUAGCCACCAGAAAGUAAUGCUCAAUCCCAGACCACAUAAUUCUGCAUUACCAAAAGUCCAGAGUGUACUGCAUUGAGCAACAUUGAAUUUAAUUUAUUAAGAUUGUGUUAUUUCUUCUUCCGAAAGUUACAACAUUUGAAUUUCAGUGGCAUGAAUAAAAGAAUAAUAGUACUUUUUUAUUUUUUAAACAGCAAGGCAGAUAAUCAAACUGAAGCUGAAAAAUGACUAUUCACUUGGUGAAACUACUUGUUAGAAUUUUUGCCAAGUGGACAAUUUAAGCAUCUUUUACUGCACAAACUAUACACAUAUAGUCAUUUUGUAUUUUUGCUCACUUAUGUCAUUUUGUCCAUUGAAUAACUAAUUUGUGGUGCUACAGAAUGUGAGCUAACUUGAACACUUUGUGUGUGUGUGUGUGUGUGUGUGUGUGUGUGUGUGUGUGUGUGUGUGUGUGUGUGUGUGUGUGGAAAAUGCAAUAUUUAGAUUUAUUUCCCUCCCUAGCAGUGUAUGCUUGGAGAGAUGCUCUGUACUAUAGAUAUUUAUCUAUCACAUUUGUGUCUUCUGCAUUUAGAAAAAAAACUGAAGGAUCAAAUAUCAGUGGGCACAUAAAAUGAGUAUUUGCAACUGUUGUUUGUUUGUUUGUCUCUAAUAUAAUUUUAUCUGACAAGGAUUAUGUUUUUUAUUUUUUAUUUUUUUGUGUCAACUCAAAAUAUACUUGUUCAUUCCACCGGGCGUCACUUGACGUUGACCCAUCAAUCACUUAAAAGAAGUACUGUGCAGCUUGAACUCACUGUAUCAUACAUUUAUUCUUUACAUCACCUCACUAAUUACAGCAUGUACCAUUCGGCCUAA
Messenger RNA from Scophthalmus maximus (turbot), 4485 nucleotides. It is a transcript of the gene disc1, whose product is annotated as DISC1 scaffold protein. Gene Ontology annotation, cellular component: mitochondrion; microtubule; centrosome. The transcript is spliced from 14 exons. Gene Ontology annotation, biological process: cilium assembly; neuron migration. Lineage: Eukaryota; Metazoa; Chordata; Actinopteri; Pleuronectiformes; Scophthalmidae. The record is from RefSeq and is a predicted model, not a curated record. Bases 512 to 3085 code for a protein of 857 amino acids.